This is a messenger RNA of Meloidogyne enterolobii, 1452 nucleotides long. Lineage: Eukaryota; Metazoa; Nematoda; Chromadorea; Rhabditida; Meloidogynidae. The record is from the annotation of a GenBank genome assembly.
UUGGAGCUUGAGAUAGUUGGAGCUUGAGAUUUUUUGUGUUUGGGGUUUAGGUUUUCCAAAACGAAUUUCCUCUAAAAGCAACUUUUUUUUCUUUUUUUUUUCUUGGGCUUUAAAAUAAUGUUUUUGUAGAAGCUGUGAUCAUUCUGAAGUAAACAAAUCAAUGAUAAGUUCAGUCAAAAUGACAAGAACAGGAUUGUUGAAUUGUUCUCAACUUUUACAAAAAGCUUCGAUAAUGAUUCGUUGGGAAGCUACAGACAUUAAAGACGCUGUUGUUUUAGGAAUGGGUUCAAUGAAUUCUGAAUGUUUUGAGUUUGUUUUCGGUUGUUUUUAUUUAAAAAAUAUUUUUUAUAGGCUUUUAUUUGAAGAAUUUAAUCUAAAAGGAAUUUUACGAGAAGUUGGAGAACGCAAAAACGAGACAAAUUUAAGAAGAAAAAAGAGGAAGGACGCUUUGAGAUUGCAAUUGCUUCGAAUUCUUGAACUUGCUCUAACUCGUAGACUAUUUGACCAUUCAUUUUUUGAUCGUCAUUCUGGUUCUUUGUCGCCACUUUUGCUUGAAUUUAUUGAAUCUGUUCGGUUUCAUGUUGAAUCUGAAACGAUUCGUGAUGUUAAAACAAUGAGAAUACAUUUUGCUAAAGUUGUUACUGAAAUUGUUUGCAGUGUUCCACUUGAUUUACGAGAAAAUUUGUUACCAAUGGAUUUGCGUCGUUCAUUAUUUUUCCUCUUCUUUUCUUGGUGCAGUCGAAUUUUGGCAAAUUCUAAUGAUAAUAGAAGAAAAGAAAAUGAUAUUGGUAUUCAUGUUGAACAAAAAGCAAUUCAAGCAAUGUGUGCACUUUUUUGUGUAGGAAGUGUUUUUGAAUGUCAAGGACAAUUUGGGGAUGAAGAUUAUAUUUUGAGAUGGGUAGAAGCUUUGUUGUCUUCUAAUAAUUCUACGAUUAAUGGAAUUUGUGAAGAAUUGCUUUGUACAAUGCUCCAUUUAAACGAAAAUUAUCCUCAAUUAUUUGAAAAAGUUUUACAAAUGUGUUACAUAAAAGACGAACUUGUUGGUUCACGUUGUUUUCGUUCUUUGGCUUUGCUUUUUUCUCAAAGGUUUUUUUGUAAUUUCUAUAGAUUAGAUUUUAUUUGGUUUUUAUGUUGGGUUUUGGGUUUCCUAAAAUAUUUUUGUUUUUGAAUUUUUAUUGUUUUGUGUGGGAUCUGGGCCUUUAUAUUUGGAUUGAUAAACAUUUUGGAUAAGUUUUCCUUGUGGCUAUGAUUUUAAUGCCGUCCUUCUGAUAUCCGCCUUUAUAUCCGUAGCUUUUAGAUGGUUACAAUUAAAUCCUAUAAUGAUAAGGGUCUUGAAUAGAAAUGGACAUCAUAUAUGGAUCUGGGGGAUCUCGGUUGACUUUGAAUCGCGGUUGAAUGGGUAAAUAUACGGGAAUAUUCAUUACAAAUAUUCAUUACAAAUUCAUCUUUAGG